This is a messenger RNA of Oreochromis niloticus (Nile tilapia), 2670 nucleotides long. Its product is annotated as CMRF35-like molecule 1. Gene Ontology annotation, molecular function: transmembrane signaling receptor activity. NCBI's taxonomy places the organism in Eukaryota, Metazoa, Chordata, Actinopteri, Cichliformes, Cichlidae. The transcript has 6 exons. Bases 158 to 1498 code for a protein of 446 amino acids. Gene Ontology annotation, cellular component: plasma membrane. The record is from RefSeq and is a predicted model, not a curated record.
CAGAAGUGAGUCUGUCCUCAACCCCUCAUCUAGUCUGUGUGUGCAUUGUGGCUGCUUUGUGUGCUCAUGGCCGGUUCGUUCUGCACUCGUUUUAUUAUUUAAUAACAUCGUGAAAGUGUCAGUGAACAUAUUUGCUUACUAAAUACCAAUUGCUUUCAUGACAAGGUGUAAAGUGGUGGAUCAUGUGGACAUAUCUGACCACUGUUUAGGGUUGAAAAUGCCAAAGGGAACGUCGUCAAUUUUUUCAGACACAAUGAAGACCAUUUCAUUCAUCUCUUGCCUUUGUUAUGCAUGCACACUGACUGACGGAGCCAUAAUCAAUGUAGAGGGAUUUGAGGGGAGAAAUGUCUCCUUCCAGUGCAAACACAAAAUUGCAUCGAACAGCAACAAGUAUUUUUGCAAAGAUCCAUGUAAAAGCGAAGGAGAAAAACUGGUUACUGUAGAAUCUGGCAGAAGAGCAGAGUCAGGGAGAAUAACUCUGGUGGACUCUGGGGAUGGAUCCUUCAAUGUGACCUUCAGUCAUCUCCAGCUGUCAGACUCACAGAAAUACUGGUGUGGAGUGGACAGGCUUGGUUUUGACACAUAUACCAAGGUACAGCUCACAGUAAAGAAAGCUGUUGAAACUGAGACGACUCUCGUGCCUGAUGUUUCUUCCACGUCGACGUUUCAAAAUAUCAACACACCACACUUCACAACUGGACCAGGAACCAUGAAACAUACAGAAGUGUCAGCAGCCUUUACUACUGAAGCAGAACCUAAAAUCAGUGGAGGCACCAUCAUCUGUGCUACUGUUGGGGGUGUUGGUCUGAUUGCUAUCUUGCUGCUGACAGUAUGCUUCAGGAAGUCCAGAAAAGCCUCAAAGCAUGAAGUACAAGUUUACUGCAGCAGCAUUGAGCUCAGCAAUGCAAACGAAACAGAGGGCAGUUGUGGGUAUGCUGCCAUUGACAAGAAGACAAAGUGUAGUAACAAGUCAUCUGAGAGUUCCUCUGCCUGUACUCACCAACAAAGACAGGAUCCACCAACAUCUGAACCCCUUUGCACCUAUGAGAACAUCACUUUCCCCAAACUUCCUGCAUGUUCAGGACAUUCGCCAGCAGAGGAAAAUGACUACGAUAUUAACACUGGGAUCUACAUCACUCCUUUGCCAGCUUUUGAAUAUGAAAGAACAGGUGAUGGCACUUGUGGAAAUCACACAAGAAAACAUAACAUAUGUUUCUCCAACCUUCCUACACAUUCAGAAAAUUCACCCACAGAGGACCAAAAUGACUAUGACAUUUACUCUGCCAUUUACAUGAAUCCUUUGCCAGAUAUUAUGUAUGACACAACAGAUGAUGGCACUUGUAGAGACCACACGCCUAAUCCUAAAACAUGCAAAAAUACAGAGAGCCCCGCAAACAGUGCAUCACCUUGUGUCUCCCGUACCCCCUGUGAAUCCAGCGAAGACAAGCCCGGAUCACGUUGGUUUGGUUUAAACUUAUCAGGAACAAAUCAGAGUUAAUCUCAUAGAUAUGAUUUGUAUCUAUUGUCAUCUUAUUAAGCUUGUACAUGAAACUGUUGAUAUUGUUUCUAUAGCUUUAGAGUUGAAAUGACUUUAAAAAAUUGAGUCUUGUUAGAUUCAUUCGAUUCAAACCACUGCUCUGUGCUAUAAUUUCUGUAAUAAAAUAGGGUCAACAUUAUCGAACUCUGCACUAAGGUGUCACAGGACAUGCACAGAGAUGAGUCUACUGUCAGAGGCCGUGAGAAGAUAUUAUUUGUAUCCUUGUUCACUAAUGUUGUUUCUUUUCUCUGCUGAUUUUGCAAACCUGACUGAAACUCUUCAAAAUCAUUUCUCUGCAGAUGAUCAGUUAGCUGUUUUACAACUGUAAUUUUUGAGAUAUUGUAAAAGGAAGGUUGGAGAUUAGCCUCUAAUUAGCUAAAAGAGUUAGGUCAAAUAAUGGCUUUUUAAGUAAUGAUUUAAUUACUGCUAUCUUAAAGGCCUGUGAUACGUAGCACAUUAACGGAGAUAGAGUGAUCAUAUUUAAGAUAGAAGCAUUAAUUAAUGUUAUGAAUUCCUUGAUGGUUCUAAUCAUUAGCAUUUGAAUAAAUAUUGUCAUUAAGAUUAGCACAUAUAUACCAUUCUGCCUUGAGUUUAACGCCCCCUGCUGGACCACGUAAAUUGUUAUUAAUGUGACAAGUGUGCAUUUGCUUAGGGGUUCCUGUACUUAAUGCUUUCUGUUGUUUAUUUAUGCGUUCGAAAUCAUCAUACUACUUAUUCAUUAUACUAAUACUUUUAAUACUUUUGCACGAUUUUGAUGAGUUUGUGUUCUAAAGCCAAAGUUUGUUUAUUAGGUUGUUCCUAGUGUAACCACGUGUCAUGUAGUCAUAAGAUGACCGAUUAUAUAUACAUGUUUUUGUUGUUUAUUGCUCCCCUUGACUUGUUGUAGAGUAGAUUAGGAAAUUUAAAGAAACUUUGAUAUUUCCCUCACAGUUGUAUUCUUAUAUUUAAUAUAUAAGCUUUAGCUUCACUUCUCUUUGCUUUCACAUUAUAGUAGUGGCUAUACAAUCUACCUUAAGCAUCAUCAAACAGAUACAUGCUUUUAUUCCUCCUAUUGUAUUCUUUUGUUUUAUAUAUUUUCACUCCAAUUCAAUGGUAUAUGUUGGUAAAGCUUAAAAUAAAGCACCUGAAGCUUG